CUGCAUCCAGACCAUUUCAGUGAGAUGAUGUGGUUUGGGUGCCUAUAGUGUUCCUUUAACUUUCUGUCUACUUGUUCUGUAAGUUGUGAGAUAUUGAGUAUUUCUGUAGAUAUGCUUUAAAAAAGGCAGUGAUUGUGCAUCUUUUAAAACUCUGUUUGUAUUGCAGGAUAGUGUGUGUUGGACCCUCUUUGUACAUAUACCCAUUGUGAAUAUCCGAAUAGUGUGGGGCCUUCUUUGUAUGUAUACCCCCUGUGUAUAUCCUGUAGUGUGCAUGUGGCCCUCUUACUUUACCCCCUGUGUAUAAUGUAUAGAACAUUGUGUUAUCCGUUCGUUAGUAGUGAUAACAAUCCUCCAUAUUUCCCCAUAGAAGUGUAAUUAACCCCAAACUGUCCAUAAUAAGUGUUUUAAUUCACAACUGACACUGAUCGCAAUAAACUAAAUAAAUAAUGAAUGCCACUGGUUCUUUGCAGUAUAAGGUCGAUGCGAGUUGUCAGAACAUUAAAACAAUCUCUUAAUAAGAGCACAAAAACGUAAGAUCCACACUCCUUUCAUGAUGGAAAAUGUCUGACCAGUGUAUUUUUCUCCAAUAGGUUAAUUCCUUUGAUUCAUGUCUCGCAUACUUUGACCAAACAAGAGCACCAGUCUCUGCUAGCACUGUAGCCUAGUGUUUGGAGCAAGCGAGUCAUCCAGUGAUUCCUCGACAAUAAACUAGAAGUCAGUGAUUGAGAACAUUUCGGAUCAAGUAUCAGAAAUGGACUACCGGCUGAUUGGACAUGAACAAUGCGAAUUUGAGGAACUGGCUGUUUACUUCUCCGAGGAGGAGUGGAUCUGUUUAACUAAGGAAAAGAAGGCGCUUUACAUAGAUGUGAUGAUGGAGAAUUACCUGACCCUCAGGUUUCUGGGAAGGAUUCAUAUGACGCCUUUGAUUAUAUCAGCGAUUGAGCGAGGAGAAGAGCCGUAUGUGAGAAAUCCUCUGCAGGAUAGUCUUUUGGACGCUGAUUCAGGCUUCUCCAGCUUCUUAACCUCUGCAGGGGAACUGAUUUAUUGGGAAUCUCUCCAUACAGCACAGUGUGAUGGUUCCGUGAACAGAAGUUAUCCCAAUGGACAAGAGAAGAAUAGAAAUACACUAAUCAAGACUAUGAAUGAAUCUUUUAAUAAAAAAAACAAGAACUCCAACUCUAAAAAAACAAGGAAUCUUUCAGAAUCAUUUAUGCCUAUAAAUGAUAUAAACAGAGUAAACAGAAAAACUAAACAUUUCCCAUGUUCUGAAUGGUGGAAAUGUUUUACCGGUUCAAAGAUUAUCACAAAAGAAAAACUUUUCUCGUGUUCUGAAUGUGGGAAAUGUUUCUCCUGUAACUCAUAUCUUUUAAAACAUCAGAGAACUCACACAGGAUUGAAACCCUUCUCAUGUUCUGAAUGUGGUAAAUGUUAUAGCCAAAAUUCACUUCUUGUUCGACAUCAGAGAACACACACAAACGAAAAAACUUUCUCAUGUUCUGAAUGUGGGAAAUCUUUUGUUACUAAAUCUGAUCUUGUUAGACAUUGCAGAAUCCAUACAGGAGAAAAACCUUUCGCUUGUUCUGAAUGUGGGAAAUGUUUUAGUGUGAUUUCAAACCUUAGUAUGCAUAAAAGAACUCACACAGGAGAAAAACCCUACUCAUGUUCUGAAUGUGGGAAAUGUUUUAUCAGUAGAUCACAUCUUGUUGCACAUAUGAGAAUUCACACAGGGGAGAAGCCUUUCUCUUGUUCUGAAUGUGGGAAAUGUUUUGUUACAAUGUCCGAUCUUGGGAAACAUCGGAGAAUUCACACAGGAGAGAAACCAUUUUCAUGUGCUGAAUGUGGGAAAUGUUUUGUUAGUAAAUCAGAGCUUAUUACACAUAGGAGAACUCACACAGGAGAGAAACCAUUCUCGUGUUCUGAAUGUGGGAAAUGUUUUAGCCAACACUCACAUCUUGUUAGCCAUCAGAGAACUCACACAGGAGAGAAACCUUUUUCAUGUUCUAAAUGUGGGAAAUGUUUUGGCCGGCAUGCACAUCUUAUUAACCAUCAGAGAACUCACACAAAAGAGAAAUGUGAUGUUAUGAAUGUGGGAAAGGAUGUUGUCAACUCUAAGGUUUCAGAAAUCCUCAAAGGAUUAAUAUGGGAAUAAACCAUUUUGUAUUGUGAAUGUGAGAAAUACUAAAAACUGUAAUGCAGAUUUUAUAUUUAGCAUCCAGUUUCCACUAUAGCAAAACCUCUAACGCUGACACUAUUAGGGUUAUUCACUAAAGUGAAUUUGACAUUUUAAGCCAGAGUAGCCAACCUGAAAGCAUGGUUAACUUUGAGAAUAUUUCCACUUUAGAUAUUUUCACUUUAUGUGUGAAAAUCAUCUUGAAUUCUCACGUUAGUAAAUAAUCCUGUAUAAAAAUAACUCCAAUUA
Messenger RNA from Pelobates fuscus (common spadefoot toad), 2419 nucleotides. RefSeq names its product oocyte zinc finger protein XlCOF6.1-like. Gene Ontology annotation, cellular component: nucleus; nucleoplasm. The record is from RefSeq and is a predicted model, not a curated record. Lineage: Eukaryota; Metazoa; Chordata; Amphibia; Anura; Pelobatidae. The transcript has 5 exons. Gene Ontology annotation, molecular function: DNA-binding transcription repressor activity, RNA polymerase II-specific; RNA polymerase II cis-regulatory region sequence-specific DNA binding. The coding region runs from base 752 to 2149 and encodes 465 amino acids. Gene Ontology annotation, biological process: regulation of transcription by RNA polymerase II.